Molecule: messenger RNA, 1342 nt
Organism: Ceratosolen solmsi marchali
Lineage: Eukaryota; Metazoa; Arthropoda; Insecta; Hymenoptera; Agaonidae
Gene: Fntb
Product: Farnesyl transferase beta subunit
Exons: 7
Coding region: 109-1311 (400 amino acids)
Biological process (GO): protein farnesylation
Cellular component (GO): protein farnesyltransferase complex
Molecular function (GO): protein farnesyltransferase activity
Source: RefSeq, a predicted model, not a curated record
AGGUUAAGAAAGAAUAACUUUUUAUGCAUCUAAUAGAAAAUAAUUAAAUGCUAUUAAUAGAAUAUACUAUUUUCAAUUCUAAUUGGUAUACAAAAUUUCUCAUUUAUUAUGUCAAAUAUUGAGUUACAUGAUACGGAAAUAGAAGAAUUCGUCAGAACUUAUGAUGAUCUUUUAAAGGAAAGACAAAAUGUUGAAUAUGAAACUGCUACUUCAGAAGAACAAGAUCAAGUUGAGAAAAAUAUACUUAACUUCUAUAAAUUACAUAAGCAGCCCAUAUUACUUAAAUAUGAACAUAUUAGUUUCUUAAAAAACUCUUUAUCUCAUUUAUCUAGACAUUAUGAGUCAUUAGAUUCUAGCAGACCAUGGCUGUGCUUUUGGAUUUUACAUUCUCUUCAUAUUUUAGGCGUAAGAUUAGAAGAUGAAGAUUAUUCAAAAAUUGUUAGUUUUUUAUCAAAGUGUCAAGAUCCAGAAGGAGGAUUUGGAGGUGGUCCAGGGCAAUUUCCUCAUUUAGCUUCUACCUAUGCAGCAAUUAAUGCACUUUGUACAAUUGGUACAAAAGAAGCAUAUAAUGUAAUUAAUAGACAAGGACUUUAUCAGUUUCUAAAGUCAUUACGCAAUGCUGAUGGAAGUUUUUGUAUGCAUAUCAAUGGUGAAAUUGAUUUAAGAGGAAUAUACUGUGCUCUGGUUGUAGCAAAACUUACAAAUGUUUAUAAUCCUGACAUAUUCAAGAAUACAGAGAAGUGGAUAGUGAAUUGCCAAACUUGGGAAGGAGGAUUUAGUGGUUAUCCAGGCAUGGAAGCACAUGGUGGUUAUGCUUAUUGUGGAUUAGCUUCUCUUAUUUUAUUAGAUAAGACUGAUAUUUUUGACUUACCAGCUUUUAUGCGAUGGAUUGUUAACAGACAAAUGCGUUUAGAAGGAGGUUUUCAAGGGCGUACAAAUAAAUUAGUUGAUGCAUGCUAUUCAUUUUGGCAAGGUGCAACACUUGUUUCAAUACAGACAAUUUUAGCAAAGGAGACCAAUAUAAUUUUAGAUCAUUGGCUAUUUGAUCAAGCUGCUUUACAAGAAUACUUAUUAAUUUGCUGUCAACAUUCUAAUGGAGGAUUCCUAGAUAAACCUGAAAAAAAUUAUGAUGUGUAUCAUACAUGCUAUGGUCUUAGUGGUCUUUCAGUGGCACAAAAUUCUCCAGAACCAUCAGUAAUUGGACCUCAACAAAUGAAUUCAAUUCAUAUGAUACACCCUAUUUAUAAUUUAGUGUUUUCAUCAGCAAUUGACUCUGUAAAUUAUUUUGCUACUCUUUCAGUUCCUGAAUGAAAGAUAUACAUUUAGAAUUUAUAUUUAAUUU